AUGGAUACACCAGAAGAAGACGAUAACAGCUGUAGGUUUACUGCAAGUCGCUUGCAUCUGUUAGAACGAAUGUUUGGAUAUUGCGAAAUAAACUGGAAACUAGUUUCAGACGCUGGCAUACAAUUCAACAUACCAGGAGGAAGAACAGCAACUGCAGAGUACAUAGUUGAGUUGAUGGGUGCGGAGUACGGUAUAAGCAGCGCAAUAGCCAAAGAAGCAUUCUCCCUUUGGAUGAUUUCGGGACUUUUGGGUUAG
Messenger RNA from Strongylus vulgaris, 255 nucleotides. The record is from the annotation of a GenBank genome assembly. Lineage: Eukaryota; Metazoa; Nematoda; Chromadorea; Rhabditida; Strongylidae.